Rotaria sp. Silwood2 is the source of this 666-nucleotide messenger RNA. The record is from the annotation of a GenBank genome assembly. Lineage: Eukaryota; Metazoa; Rotifera; Eurotatoria; Philodinida; Philodinidae.
AUGUUCACUGGUUUUAAUUCUAUUCUAUUUGUCAUAUGUCUUUUUGUGCUCAUACAAAUUAAUCAAGGAUCUCAUCGUCAUCAUCAAUCUCAAAUUUUUCGAAAAUAUCGGCAUAUUUCGCUACAUGAUGAUAAUCAUCAUAAUUCAUCAUUGGAAUCAUCAACAAAAAAAGAAUCAAUUCUAUUAUUUCAAAAUGAACCUGUACCAUUGGCGUCAUCAGUCGUUGAUGAUCUUACUACUCUUGCAUCAGCUGUCUAUAUAAUCUCUUUGAUUGUUAUUAUUUUUGUUCUUCUUGCUUGGAUAACUCAUUACAAUGCUCCAUGUUCAUCUGUUAUUGCAUCUAUUUUAAGUACUAUCACUGGUUUACCUGAACCAAUUAUUCAUUCAGUUGCUCUUUGUGGUUCAUGUUGUAUGUGGUGUGAAAGAACAUGGCUAUUUCGUCGUAUUCAUCAAUUUAAUAUGUGGAUAUCAUGUAAGAUCCAACAAUUCAUAUCAGGUACAUGUAAAGUUUUGUAUGACACAAUUUGUCCUUGUUGUCGACCACCUGAUACACCAUCAAAUCGAUCUAUCAUUGGAUCAUUACCGGCUGGUAUCAUUGCAAUGGUUCAAGUACCUGAUACUCCUAAACCAUCACCACCUAAAACUCGUGUGACAGGUAAAGAUUAG